AUGUGGCACAGCUCCACCACGCAAGUAUGGCAGAACCGUUGGGGCGGCGGCGAGGGCUACAAGGACAUGUUCUUGCGUCGUGGCUAUCCGGUCUACCUCUGGGACGGGCCUCGGGUUGCAAACGAGACGGGCAGCCAAGCUCACCAACCUUUAUGGUGGAAACGCCAAGUCUUCCUGCUGUCCAAAGAUGGGGGACUUAGUGGAAAUACCUAUACCGCGUUCGCGGACAUAAACAACGAUGAGGUGGCCAAUCUUUUGGAUGAGAUUCUCGGGGAGAAUAAUUUCGACGCUUACCAAGAUGAGACCUAG
Molecule: messenger RNA, 309 nt
Organism: Daldinia vernicosa
Lineage: Eukaryota; Fungi; Ascomycota; Sordariomycetes; Xylariales; Hypoxylaceae
Exons: 2
Coding region: 1-309 (102 amino acids)
Source: RefSeq, a predicted model, not a curated record